AUGGGCGUGAACGCCGCUUCUCUCCUCAGUCAUCUUCUCCGCAGCACCCACAAGUCCACCUCACUCCCCACAGACGCCAAAACAUUAACCAAAACAAUCCUCUCUCACCUCAACACCGGCCGCCUCGGAAAAGCCGUGUCCAUUCUCUUCGCCUUUCCAGAAUCUUUCGAUUUUUCUCUCUACGCUCAUCUCUUCAAAAUUUGCGCUUCAAAUCGAGCCAUUGUCGAGGUCCGAAAGCUUGAGUCUCAUUUGUUCACAUUCAAUCCAUACCCACCAGUUUUUUUGUUGAAUAGGGCCAUUGAGGCCUAUGGAAAAUGUGGGUGUUUGGAUGAUGCUAGAGAGUUGUUUGACGAAAUGCCUCACAAAGAUGGCGGGUCUUGGAAUUCGCUGAUUAUCGCAUAUUCCCAAAAUGGGUUUCCUGAGAAAGCGUUAAAUUUGUUUCUUAAUAUGAACAAUGGCGGAAUAAUCGCUAAUGAGAUUACAUUUGCUAGUGUUCUUGGGUCUUGUGGUGAUGUUUUGGCUCUUUGUUUUUCGAGGCAAAUACAUGGGCUUGUUUUGAAAUAUGGGUUUUGUGGGAAUGUGAUUCUAGGGAGUUCACUUGUGGAUAUAUAUGGGAAAUGCAGGAUCAUGAGUGAUGCAAGGAGAAUGUUUGAUGAAAUCGAGAACCCGAAUGCCGUUUCUUGGAAUGUGAUUGUCAGGAGGUAUUUUGACAUGGGUGAUGGAAAGACUGCUGUGUUUAUGUUUUUUGAGAUGAUCAAGACAAAUCUAAGGCCAUUGAGUUUUACGGUGUCAAAUGCCCUUAUUGCCUGUACAAGUAUUUAUGCACUUAAGGAAGGGGUUCAAAUUCAUGGAGUUGCUAUUAAGAUUAAUGUUGAAGAAGACGAGAUUGUUUCAAGCUCUCUCAUUGAUUUGUAUGCAAAAUGUGGAGAAUUGGUGAGUGCUCACAUCAUUUUUGACCUUCCUAGUUCGAAAAAUUUGAUUAAUUGGACAUCCAUGGUUUCGGCAUAUGCAAUGAGUGGGAGAACUCGAGAGGCAAGGGAGCUCUUUAAUGAAAUGCCAGAGAGGAACGUGAUCACAUGGAAUGCAAUGUUGACAGGGUACAAGCAUUCUUGUCAAUGGGAAGAGGCUUUGGAUUUUGUUUUUCUGAUGCGCAAAGUGACUAGAGAUGUUGACCAUGUCACUCUUGGAUUGAUCCUUAAUCUGUCCGCUGCCCUUUUAGAUGUUGAAUUGGGGAAACAAGUACAUGGAUUUGCCUAUAGGCAUGGUUUUCACUCCAAUCUUCUUGUUGGCAAUGCCCUUCUAGACAUGUAUGGAAAAUGUGGGACCUUGAGAAGUGCUAGAUAUUUGUUCUAUGACCUGAUUGGUUCACGAGACAAGGUUUCUUGGAAUUCUCUGCUGACUAGCUAUGCCCAUCAUCAGAUGAGUGAAGAAGCAAUAUUGUUGGUCUGGAAGAUUCUAGGGGAGACAACACCAAGUAAGUAUACAUUUGGAACUCUUUUGGCUGCUUGUGCAAAUAUUUUUGCACUUGAGGCAGGCAAACAAAUCCAUGGCUUUAUGAUUAGAAAUGGUUAUGAGAUAGAUAUUGUUGUCAGAGGAGCUUUACUUGACAUGUACUCCAAAUGCCGUUGUCUUGAGUAUGCUCUCAAGGUCUUUAAAGAGGCAACUGCACGUGAUCUGAUUCUGUGGAACUCCAUUCUGUUGGGAUGCUGUCACAAUAAAAAGGGUGAAAAGGUACUUGAACUGUUUGAGUUGAUGGAGAAGGAGGGUGUCGUCAAGCCUGACCAUAUCACCUUUAAAGGUAUCUUGCUUGCUUGUAUUUGUGAGGGUCGUGUUGAGUUGGCUAGGCAUUAUUUUAACUUAAUGAGCCAGCAAUACUGUAUAAUACCUCGGCUGGAGCACUAUGAGUCCAUGAUUGAGCUUUAUAGUCGGUAUGGGUUCAUGGAUGAGCUCAAGGAUUUUGUUAAGAAGAUGCCCUUUGAGCUCACUGCUCCAAUGUUGACUAGAGUGUUUGAUGCCUGUCGAGAACACAGGUGUUCCAGGUUAGGAAAAUGGGCAGCUGAUCGACUUAAUGAAUUGAAUCCUACAGUUCCAUUCCGUUUCGAAAUCAUGGAUAAGACCUGA
Molecule: messenger RNA, 2121 nt
Organism: Ilex paraguariensis (yerba mate)
Lineage: Eukaryota; Viridiplantae; Streptophyta; Magnoliopsida; Aquifoliales; Aquifoliaceae
Source: the annotation of a GenBank genome assembly